Habropoda laboriosa is the source of this 1527-nucleotide messenger RNA. RefSeq names its product carnosine N-methyltransferase. The transcript has 7 exons. The record is from RefSeq and is a predicted model, not a curated record. Gene Ontology annotation, molecular function: S-adenosylmethionine-dependent methyltransferase activity. Lineage: Eukaryota; Metazoa; Arthropoda; Insecta; Hymenoptera; Apidae. The coding region runs from base 20 to 1219 and encodes 399 amino acids.
UCCACGUUCGAAUAUAAAAAUGGAAACAAUGUCGAAUCCUUAUCCAAAAAAAAUGCACGACAAUUACGAAGACGAGGAAGAAAGGAAACAUUUUCAGCGUAUUGUCUCGGCUUUCAAAUAUUACAAAAAUCAUUCACUAAUAAGGGUUAAAAAGACAGAAUCCUAUUUGCUAUCACUUCCUGCUCAUCACCAGAAGCUAUUAUCAAAGUAUAGAGAACAUCUGCAAGAAGUUAAAAGGUGUAUUGAGAACAAUGAUGAGAUAAUUAAGCUGAUCAUAAAGGAUGUAGCACAUAUUUUUGAAAAUGUGAGCCCAGCUACUGCACAGACUGACAGUGUAAGAAAAGUUUACCUGACAUUAAAUCCUCGUCCAGUAAUGGCUGAUCAAGAAAAGGUGCAAGCUACAAUUAAGCACCUGGUUCGCGAUUGGAGUGUAGAAGGCACUGAAGAACGCAUGGCGUGCUAUCAGCCUAUCAUAGAUGAAAUUAUGAAUCAAUUUCCAGCAGAAUAUUGUACACCAUCAGAAGUGCAAAUUCUAGUACCUGGAGCAGGUUUGGGAAGACUAGCAUAUGAAAUUGCAAGACGUGGAUAUACUUGCCAAGGAAAUGAAUUUUCUCUCUUCAUGCUCUUUGCUUCCCAUUUUGUAUUAAAUAAGUGUAGGGGGGUAAAUUCAUAUCAAGUACAUCCAUGGGUACAUCAGUAUAUGAAUAAUUUAAAACCAGAACAUCAAACUCAAGCUGUAUUCUUCCCAGAUGUAAAUCCUAGUGAUCUUCCAGAAAAUGCACAGUUCUCUAUGGCAGCAGGCGAUUUUCUGGAGGUUUAUACAGAAGACAAUCAUUGGGACUGUGUUGCGACUUGCUUUUUUAUAGACUGCGCGAAUAAUGUUGUACAAUUUAUUGAGACUAUCUAUAAAAUUUUAAAGCCAGGAGGUAUAUGGAUAAAUCUUGGGCCACUGUUGUAUCACUUCAGCGAUAUGCCAAUGGAAGAUUCAAUAGAACCAAGUUACGACGUUGUCCGUGAUGUAAUUCAAGGCUUUGGAUUUCAAUUAGAGAAAGAAGAAACGCGUGUGAAAACGCGCUAUGCACAGAAUGUUAAUUGUAUGUUGCAAUGUGAAUAUAAUAGUGUAUAUUUUGUUUGUCGAAAACCUAAGAGACGUAUCGAUAAUGACAUGAGUCAUAGAAAUGGCUUUGAAAGUAAUGGUAUGCAAGAACAAGAAAACUAACUAUUGACAACUUGCUGUGUUUUAUUUGUAAGACAGUUCGAUGUAAUUGUAAAUGCAUUACAUAAUAGUUUCUUUACUACGAAAGCAAAGCUGUUAUACUUUAUGAAUCAAGUCAAUAUUAGAGUUUUCAGGCUUUCACGGCCCAGUAUGUUACAGUUUAUAUUGUUUGAGGCUUUCAGGUGCAAGCCUCGAACAGUAUAAAAUCAAUAUUAGGUGAUUUGAAUCUAGAAACAAAAUCGUUAAAUAGAGUUAAAAAUUCAACUCAUAUUUUUUUAUCAAAGAUUUUAUUUCAGUAUAAGUAACUGCUA